Molecule: messenger RNA, 3250 nt
Organism: Zychaea mexicana
Lineage: Eukaryota; Fungi; Mucoromycota; Mucoromycetes; Mucorales; Lichtheimiaceae
Product: XRN 5'-3' exonuclease N-terminus-domain-containing protein
Exons: 16
Coding region: 78-3185 (1035 amino acids)
Biological process (GO): nuclear-transcribed mRNA catabolic process
Cellular component (GO): nucleus
Molecular function (GO): RNA binding; 5'-3' RNA exonuclease activity; zinc ion binding
Source: RefSeq, a predicted model, not a curated record
GCAAAAAGAAGAGUGCUGUUGCAAACUCGCGAAAAAACUUCUUGUUGAUACUUUUUACCAACAAAAAGUUAUCAUACAUGGGUGUUCCAGCAUUUUUCAGAUGGCUGUCGGAUAAGUUUCCACGAGUCGCUUCCAAAGUAAUCGAGGAACUACCGAAAGAGAUUAACGGCAAUGUUAUGCCUGUCGACACAACUCAACCUAAUCCUAACGGUGAAGAGUUUGAUAACCUGUAUCUCGACAUGAAUGGUAUUAUUCAUCCUUGCUGCCAUCCCGAGGGCAAACCUGCACCAGCUACCGAAGAUGACAUGAUGAUUGAAGUAUUCGCAUAUCUCGAUCGUAUUGUGGAUAUUGUUCGUCCACGUCAGGUUUUGUACAUGGCGAUUGACGGUGUUGCCCCUCGUGCUAAAAUGAACCAACAACGUUCUCGCCGUUUCCGUGCAGCACAGUUGGCAGAAGCUGAGCGCGAAGCUGCUGAAAAGGUUGAAAAUCAGCUCAAAGAAAUUGGACAAGAACACCAGCUUCCUGAAAAGAAGGCUCAUUUCGACUCCAACUGUAUUACACCUGGCACGCCCUUCAUGGCACAUUUAGCUACGUGUCUACGAUAUCAUAUUGCGGCUAAGCAAAACAGCGAUCCUUUGUGGAAAAACCUUAAAGUUAUUUUGUCCGAUGCAACCGUUCCAGGAGAAGGUGAACAUAAGGUGAUGGAGUUUAUUCGAGUCCAGCGAUCGCGACCUCAGCAUAAUCCCAACACAUCGCACGUUAUUUAUGGUUUGGAUGCUGAUUUGAUCAUGCUUGCGCUCGGAACCCAUGAGCCACGCUUCAAGGUGUUACGUGAAGAUGUUUUCUUCCAAGACAAAAACACAUGUCGUAUCUGUAACAAGCCAGGUCACUACGCUGCCCAAUGCACAGCGAACGCGGAGGCUAGCGGUGUGGAACCACCGAAAAAGGAAGAGUCUGGUGAUAAUCUUAAGCCGUACGUAUUUCUUCAUGUCAAUAUCCUUCGAGAAUACCUGGAACAUGCCCUUAAAUUCGAUAUUCCCGGUAUCCCAUGGAGUCUUGAGCGUGCAAUUGAUGAUUGGGUCUUUAUGUGCUUCUUUGUGGGUAACGACUUUUUGCCCCAUCUUCCAUCAUUGGAGAUCCGUGAAGGUGCUAUCAGCACUCUUAGUAUCUUGUGGAAACAGUGUUUGCCAAUGAUGGGUGGGUACAUGACCAACAAUGGAGAUGUUGAUUUAAAGCGUGUACAAGUGCUUGUUUCCGAACUUGGCAAAUCGGAGGAUGAAAUUUUCAAUGAAAGAAGGGCCAAGGAGGAAAGGCGCACUCGUAAUGCCAAACGCAGAAAAUUGGAACGCGAAAUGAACCAACAAGGCGGACAGCGCAACGUACCUACCGGUAUGGAUUUUGGUGCCAUGACGGCAAUGCCUGUCAACCAAUACAACUCUGGCGUAUCCAAUAGCGCGGUAGUAUCAAACCGGUCAGCCUUGAGAACACAAAAUCAAAGUGCUGCAGCAGCGUUGAGAGCAGAAUUGCUGGGUCAACCUCAAGAACACACCGAGUUGCCACGCGAAUCUUCAGAUGGUAGCACGGCCCUAGUUCCUGAAGACAGCGGAGAAAAAGGCACUAAGCGUAAAGCAUCAGAAAUGGAGCAAGAUGAUGAAGACGAGGACGAGGAUGAUGCACCAAGUCAAACAGAAGAAACUGAUUUGGAAGCAAGAGGAAAAGCCAUUCUGGACAAGCAGGCUGCUGAUAAGAAGGCUGCUGAUCAGGCCGCGCGGGAUCGCGAACCUGAUGAUGCUGUCCGAUUAUGGGAAUCGGGAUGGAAGGAUCGUUAUUACAGAUUGAAGUUUGGAAUAGAGCUAAGCGAUCAAGAGGCUAUCAGGCACAUUGUCAAGUCGUAUUGUGAAGGUCUUGUUUGGGUGUUCAAGUAUUACUACAAGGGCUGUGCGUCUUGGUCGUGGUAUUAUCCCUAUUACUAUGCUCCAAUGGCUUCUGACUUUGUCAACAUUGAUUCAUUCGAUAUCACCUUUGAAGAGAGCGCUCCUUUGAAACCUUUCGAACAAUUGAUGGGUGUUCUGCCAGCAGCAAGUCGUUCUCAUAUUCCAGCCCCAUUCCACACACUGAUGACAGACGAAGAAGUGUCACCCAUUAUUGAUUAUUACCCAACCGACUUUGAAGUGGAUAUGGAUGGCAAAAAGUUUGCUUGGCAAGGUGUAGUCAAGUUGCCCUUCAUUGAAACUAAACGACUGCUGGAUGCGAUGGCUCCGUUCUAUGAUCAAUUGACCGAAGAAGAAUUAAUAAGAAACACUGAAGGCCCAUCUAUCCUUUAUGUGGAAGAAUCGCACAAGCUGUACAACUCGAUCAGUACCGUCUACACAAAACGUAUGUCGGAUGAACGCCUGCCAGUGGAUACAAAUUUGAGUAGUGGCAUGACGGGCACGGUGGACAAGGAUGCUGAAUGCAUUCCACGAAGCACUUUGCGUAGUCCAUUGCCAAACCAUGAUCUUUCAGAUAUCGCCAAUGAUAAAUCAAUCAGUGUAACAUAUCAACUUCCCGACGUACCAAAAGACUUUGUCUUUUCAUCGAAUUUAUUACGCGGUGUUAAGGCAGAUAGAAAUAUUCUGGGCUAUGAUGAUAUCCAGGCAGCCACAUUUGAAAAGACCUACAACAACAACAACCGUCGGGGCAAUUUCCACAGUAACAACAAUCGUGGUUGGUCUUCUCAAAUUGAUCAAAUGGAAGACUAUAGAGACCGUAACAACUAUCAACACCAAAACCGCAAUAACCGUGGAGGUUAUGGAGGUGGCGGUCGUUAUGAUGGCGGUUAUGGCGGUAAUAAUGCUGGCGGCUAUGGUUACAAUAAUAAUUACAACAAUAAUUAUGGUGGAUAUGGAGUCGGCGGCUACGGUGGUGCCAAUGGCGGCUAUGGUGAUUCCUAUGGAGGAGGAUACCAAGGAAAUAACCAACAACAGCAAUAUUAUAACCAAGGUGGUUACGGUGGUAAUGGUGGUUACAAUAACAACUAUCGCGGCGGCGGCGGCUAUAACAACAAUAACUACAAUAACCAAGGUCGAGGAGGUCACUAUCAACCAAGAGGUGGGGCACGAGGCGGUCGAGGAGGCCAACAUAACAAUCAAUCGGCACGCUGGAGCUAUGGAAACUACUAUAACAACAAUCGAAAUCCAUACUAAAGCUUCCCGCUUACAUAUUUAAACAUCCAAAAAGCAAUUGUAUAUCUGUUUUCCAUCAUGAGUGU